CGUCCAUUCGCACGCCGCACCUCUUCACAGCAGACCUCACUCUCAGAUUCACAAGCAGCGGCAUCUCCAUCACCGCCGCCGUCGCCGCCGCCGCCCUCGCCUCCUCCCGUCCCCGUGCACGCCCACGGUCUCGCCGUCCCUGCGCCUCCCUCCCCGCGGCCCGGUCCUUCUUCCUAGCUCCGGAAAUGGGUCUCCUCAGCAUCAUCAGAAAAAUCAAGCGCAAGGAAAAGGAGAUGCGUAUUCUCAUGGUCGGCCUGGACAACUCGGGUAAGACGACAAUUGUGCUCAAGAUAAAUGGGGAGGACACCAGUGUCAUCAGCCCUACUCUUGGCUUUAAUAUCAAAACCAUCCAGUACCAAAAGUACUCGCUCAACAUAUGGGAUGUCGGGGGCCAGAAGACCAUCCGUUCGUAUUGGAGGAACUACUUCGAGCAGACUGACGGUCUAGUUUGGGUGGUGGAUAGUUCCGACGUCCGGAGGCUCGACGAUUGCCGUGCUGAGCUCCACAAUCUUUUGAAAGAAGAGAGACUGGCUGGAUCGUCGCUGUUAGUUUUCGCAAAUAAGCAGGACAUUCAGGGCGCUUUGAAGCCUGACGAAAUCGCCAAUGUUCUGAAUCUUGAAGUGAUGAACAAGGACCGGCACUGGAAGAUCGUCGGGUGCAGCGCCUACACCGGCGACGGCCUGCUCCAGGGCUUCGACUGGCUGGUCCAGGACAUCGCCUCCCGCAUCUACGUCCUCGACUGAUCUCAAACAUCCACCCAACUCCGGGCAUUUUAGCCCGUAUGAACUACUGUUUUUUUUUUGGUUACACAGCCAUAAGGGCAUGCUGCUGCUGAUGUUGAUUCUGCUUUGUGCAUCUCGUGUACUAAUAUGUAUGUAAAAUCUGAUGAUCAAGUUUGAACCAAACCAUAGAUGAUGUCAUUUUUGUUGUGCAACUCCAUGUGUAAAGUACAAGUUUUGCAUCCUACAUGCACGGAACAUCAGAAUCACUGAAGAUAUUUCGCACUUGCUUGCAGAUAAGCUCUGUAGAUGCGCAAAUCACAUCAACCCCCGUAUCCGGGCCCUGACUUGCGUGAAAAAACUUUGCAGCAAGUUAAAGAUAUUACAUAUUUUGCCAUCGACUUUUUGCCACUCCUUCCAGAUUAGCUCUGCAGGGUUCUGAACGGGAUUCAUCAAUUUCAUGCGAAAAACUCCGAAUUCGCAGAAGGCUUGCGAAAGAUGCAAGAUUCAGAAGCAAAGACAAAUAAAAGAAACAAUGGCAACCAGGACACAACACACAGAGGAGGAUAUUUUUCGCAGCUAUGACUUGCAUUUUUCUUCAUCGAUUCAAACCGAGUUCAAACAUAGGAUCACCAACAUCACAUCCCAAUUACAGUCCAAGACAGGAAGAGGGAUUGCUGCAUCACCGACGACAGACCGACCGACUGAAAGAUAAGACAUGUUGUUUCUUCCUCGCGUAACACAGAGACCACUCGAGCUCGCGAUCAAAAA
This is a messenger RNA of Hordeum vulgare subsp. vulgare (domesticated barley), 1490 nucleotides long. Its product is annotated as ADP-ribosylation factor-like protein 2. Gene Ontology annotation, molecular function: GTP binding; GTPase activity. Lineage: Eukaryota; Viridiplantae; Streptophyta; Magnoliopsida; Poales; Poaceae. The record is from RefSeq and is a predicted model, not a curated record. The transcript is spliced from 6 exons. Bases 186 to 743 code for a protein of 185 amino acids. Gene Ontology annotation, cellular component: microtubule cytoskeleton; cytoplasm. Gene Ontology annotation, biological process: protein folding.